Octopus sinensis (East Asian common octopus) is the source of this 1850-nucleotide messenger RNA. Its product is annotated as collagen alpha-1(XII) chain-like. The transcript has 5 exons. The record is from RefSeq and is a predicted model, not a curated record. The coding region runs from base 114 to 1637 and encodes 507 amino acids. Lineage: Eukaryota; Metazoa; Mollusca; Cephalopoda; Octopoda; Octopodidae.
UAAUCUUGUUAGCCAAAUUGUUAAUAUCACAAGACACCAAGUUUCAAAGAGACAACACUGCCCGGCAUAAAUACUCAUUGCAAAUCUUCGACACUUCUUCAAAAACCAACAAAAUGUUCCAUAAACAGACUUACUAUUUUACAGUCCUCAGUUUACUUACAUUUGCAGCUCACAGUUUACCUACGAAACAAUGUGUCGGUAAAGCAGCGAACAUCAUGUUUGUACUAGAUUCUUCUAGUAGUAUAUGGAUUGUCGAUUAUAAAAAACAACUGAAAUUUGCUCAAAAUCUGGUGGAUAAUUUUGACAUUGGUACUGGUAAUUCUCAAGUUAACGUUGGCGCUAUUACUUUCAGUGAUAGAGCUCAUCUCGAGUUUUCUCUUGAUCGAUAUGCAGACAGCCAACAAGUGAGAAAAGCCAUAGAUAACAUUCCUUACAGAACUGGUCAAACUAACACAGCGGAAGCAUUGCGAGUUUUGAGAUCAGAACUGAAACCGAAGCUACAGUCAUCUUCAUCUCCUUUCAUUGCAAUUGUUAUCACUGAUGGUAAAUCACGUGAUACGAAAGCCACAAAAGAAGAGGCCAAGUUACUUCAUAAACUUGGAAUCCACGUUUAUGCUAUUGGUGUUGGAAGUAAUUACGAUUUGGAAGAAUUGAAAGCUAUUGCGAGUGAUCCCGUCAACAAUGUGUUUGAAGUAACCAGUUAUUCAGCAUUACAGAAUAUAGCGAAAUCUUUCGGAGUGAAAACAUGUGAAGCUAUAACAAAACCUCCUGUUGUUCAAGAUACAUCAGCCCACACAACGAAACAGCAGUUUACAACUACUACGGAAAUGAAGACAACCACUACAACAAAACAGCCUUUCACUACUACUAGAGCAACAACAACAGCAACAACAACAACAACAGCAGCAGCAACAACAACAACAACAGCAACAACAACAGCAGCAACACCAGAAAUGACUACUUCGGUUGUAACUGCAUCGCCAGCCAAAUCAAUAUCAAUAAAAACCUUUGUUUUUCCAGCAACAGGGAAACCAAGAACUCUGUUUUCUGAUAUACCACAAAGAGAUGAAUCUUCAUCUGUAACCUAUGGGUAUGACCUACUCUCUAUGGGAGCCUACAGAGCCAACAUGAUUACACAAUUUAUCAAUACUAUGCUGCCGUACACUGGAUAUGGAAAUUUCAGAGUUGUGUCGUUUGCCCACUGUCCGGUUAACUUCAAUGUUCCUACGACUUCACUGACUGGGAAAUCUUAUUCAGAAACAAGAAACAGUGUUAAUAUAGCUGUUCCCGGCUUGGCGAAUGUCAUACGUGAAAUGAGAAAAGGAAAUGAAACAAAAGACAGUACGACUACUUGGAAAAAGAACACAGCUGUUUUGUUUGUCGAUCCUUCAGUAACUGCGAUUACACAAGAAGUAUUAGAAGAAAGUGAAAAGCUUAAGAAUGAAGGCAGUAAAGUAUUCUUAGUGAAUGUAGGUCGUAAUAUUUGGCCACAACCUCAAUUACUGCAUUCAAUCAGCAGCCAACCUUACAACAGAUACAUUUAUAAUUUCCCAACUUACAAUCAAUUGUUAUAUACCGCUCACAACACACCGUUCAAGCUCAGAGCUAUGUGUAAAGGUUACCGGAACACAUAUUAACAUAGAUGCAGUAGUCUAAUAUAAACACUGUUUACAUUAUACAGUCACAUACACAUACAUUAUCGUGUACAGUCACACACCUGUUUAAUUAAAAUGUACAGUAGCUACAAAUGACUGCUGGUUCAGUCUGUAGCAAAUUCUACCGAAUAACGCUGUUUCUGGAGUGAUAAUCAGUCAUUGCUGAUUUUCAAAAUGCAGAUUUGGACACUAAAU